Molecule: messenger RNA, 1831 nt
Organism: Brassica napus (rape)
Lineage: Eukaryota; Viridiplantae; Streptophyta; Magnoliopsida; Brassicales; Brassicaceae
Product: transcription factor GTE5, chloroplastic-like
Exons: 4
Coding region: 170-1558 (462 amino acids)
Molecular function (GO): protein binding
Source: RefSeq, a predicted model, not a curated record
UGAGCUAUUGUUGCCACACUAUUGCUUUGCUUUCCUAGGGUUUUCGUAAAUUGCAAAAUCGAGAACCGAUCUUCAUGUAGAUUCAAUCCUUCUCUUUCGAUUUCGAUUUCGAUUUCGAUUUCGAUUUCAUCGACCUUGGAUCUCCUCCGAGCUAAAAAAACCCCUAGAAAUGUCUUCAGGAGGUGGAGCUUCGAAGACGACGAAGCACAGGCGGGCCAAGCCAAUGGUGGUUCCUCAACACGCGCGAUCGGCUGCUCUCCUCUCUCCGUCAAACCCGUUCGCGUCGGAGGAAGAAGAAGAUCAUCAUCCUCCCAUGUUGAAGGUCAGCUUGAGCUCAAUUUCGAAGCUUGAAGUCAGGAGCUUGAAGCGGAGACUAACGUCUGAGCUUGACGAAGUUCGGAGCUUGAUCGCACGGUUCGAUCCCCAAGGCGGAAACUUUACAACAGGGAAAGGUGGAAACAAGAAGGUGAAAACUGGGAAUGGAGUUAAGAAAGGUGAUAAAGGUACGGUUCAGAUUUUCAAGAAAUGUCUCAAUUUGCUGACGAAAUUGAUGAAGCAUAAGGAUGGAUGGGUGUUCAAUGUGCCCGUUGAUGCUAAAGGGUUUGGUUUGCAUGAUUACCACACCAUUGUUAAGGAGCCUAUGGAUUUGGGUACUGUGAAGGCUAAGUUAGGGGAAGGUUUGUAUGAGUCGCCGUUGGAUUUUGCUGAAGAUGUUAGACUUACUUUUAACAAUGCGAUUUUGUAUAAUCCUGUUGGGCAUGAGGUGCAUAGUAUGGCUAAGUUUCUGUUGAGCAUGUUUGAGGAGAAGUGGGCUCCUAUUGAACUGCAGUAUCAUAGUCUUCACAGGGAGAUGAAACCGGUUCGUGAUGUUGUGUUGCCUCGUCCUGCUCCUGUUGUUGAGCCUUUACCAGCUCCUACACCUUCCCCGUCUCCUCCUCUUCCUACUCUUCCGCCUGCGGUGCUUGAGGAUAGGACUUUGGAGAUUGCUGAAUCUAUGACGACACCGUUGGAACCGGAAACUGUCACUACUACUGCCCUCGAGAAGCCUGGAGGAGAUGAGGAGGCGCCUGUUGAUAUUAGGGACCUGACGAUGGAUGAGAAACAGAGACUCAGUGAAGAGCUUCAGGACUUGCCUUAUGAUAAACUAGAGACAGUUGUUCAGAUUGUAAAGAAGAGUAAUCCGGAACUCUCUCAACAGGAUGAUGAGAUUGAGCUGGAUAUUGACAGUCUUGACAUCCAAACGCUUUGGGAGCUUUAUAGUUUUGUGACUGGGUAUAAGGAGAACUUGAGCAAUAAAAAGGAGGAGGAUCAGGGUUUUGGUUCAGAAAGAGAUGCUGAAUCUGCUCACAACAUUAUCCAAGAACCGGCAACUGGCACCGAAAGAUCGAGAGUUACUGAAUCAGGGAAAGCUAUUCGCAUGUCUUCUUCUCCUGUUCGGCAAGAAAACAAGGCAGGUGGAUCAAGUAGUUCUAACAGUUCCAGCAGUGACUCGGGAUCUAGCUCUAGUGAUUCUGACAGUGACAGCUCCUCUGGACGUGGAUCAGAUACUGGUAAUUAGAGCUGACAAGUCAAGAUAGUGUUUAGCUUUAGAAUCAGAGCCGUCAUGUUAUUUUCUAAGUCGAUGACUUUGCCCCAAUUGGACUGUUUUCUGUAUUAGGAUGUUUUACUGUACAGAAGAAUGAACUGUAGAUGUCUUCCUCUAAUCAACAUGCUUGUUCCCUGCGUCUUAAGUGGAACAAAUCAAUUGUUUAGAGCAGUAAAGGAAACUAGAAGGGGCAUUAAGAAGAAUUUAAUGUUUUUCAUAUUAGAAGAAACAGAUUGGUUCUUGGUA